CUUCCGGUUCCGGCGGCGGCGCUGAGGGGGCUCAGGAGGAUGAUCGAGGUUGUUUGUAACGACCGCCUGGGGAAGAAGGUGCGAGUCAAGUGCAACCCCGAGGAUUCCAUCCGGGACCUGAAGAAGCUGAUUGCGGCCCAGACCGGCACCCGCUGGGACAAGAUCGUGCUCAAGAAAUGGUACACCAUCUUCAAGGACCACGUGACCCUCGGGGACUAUGAGAUUCACGACGGGAUGAACCUGGAGCUCUACUACCAAUAGCGGCUCCCAGUGCCUCCCAGUGCCUCCCAGUGCCCCCCAGUCCAUGAUGGGAUGAACCUGGAGCCCUGGCACUUCCCAGUGCCCCCCAGUCCCUCCCAGUCCACAGUGGGAUGAACCUGGAGCUCUGGCACCACCCAGACAUUCCCAGUCCCUCCCAGUCCAUGAUGGGAUGAACCUGGAGCUCCCAGUGCCUCCCAGUUCCCUCCCAGUUCCUUCCCAGUCCCUCCCAGUGCCUCCCAGUUCCCUCCCAGUCCCUCCCAGUGCCCCCCAAUCCUUCCCAGUCCCUCCCAGUCCCUCCCAGUCCCCCGUCCCGUUCCAGCCGCUUGUAACAAUAAAGGUGUUUUUGGGGUC
Molecule: messenger RNA, 612 nt
Organism: Myiozetetes cayanensis
Lineage: Eukaryota; Metazoa; Chordata; Aves; Passeriformes; Tyrannidae
Product: ubiquitin-like protein 5
Exons: 5
Coding region: 40-261 (73 amino acids)
Biological process (GO): mRNA splicing, via spliceosome; protein modification process
Cellular component (GO): nucleus; cytoplasm
Molecular function (GO): protein tag activity; protein binding
Source: RefSeq, a predicted model, not a curated record